Messenger RNA from Clonostachys rhizophaga, 2100 nucleotides. The record is from the annotation of a GenBank genome assembly. Lineage: Eukaryota; Fungi; Ascomycota; Sordariomycetes; Hypocreales; Bionectriaceae.
AUGGAGACUCUCUCGCCUGCCGCGAGUUCGAGAGGACCUAGGAAACGUCUGAGGGUCAACGAGGCAUGCACUCCAUGUCGGGACCGCAAGACGCGCUGUGAUGCUCGGCAUCCUGUCUGCCGCGCAUGUGAGAAUCGCGGCGUCGGCCACAACUGUUCGUACGAUACGCCGCGCGCUAGCCAGCGCCGCCGUUUUCAUCAGGCCGAGCCUGUGCCAUCGCAAUCAGCACCUAACACCACAUAUGGUUCUCCUCCAAUGCCCGUUGCACGAUUGGACACAGCAGACAAGCCCCAUGGCCAUCAUAAUGAGCCAUCACCGGGUCAGCCAUGGUCCUCCACCCAGAGCGAUGGUUUGGCAACCUUCGUCGGACGCGAAGACAGCUCUGUUUAUGGCCCGUCAUCCACCAUUGUAUUUGUCCAACACGUCUUGUCUGAUGAAGCUUCUUGUGAGACAGGCCUUCCUCCUCCCACGCCGGAUAGCCACUACGACAAAGUCCACAUCCCUGAGAGGAUGCCAGAGCCAAACGACGGAAUGGCAGUGCUUCCUCGACGACAUAGCGCGGACGAUUUCAUUGCCUGUUUUUGGGACUUCAUCCACCCAAUGUUCCCUGUCCUGCACAAACCCACCUUCACCGCGAGGUACGAGCGGUUUUGGGUACUCGAAAGUAGCGGCCAGGUUUCUCAACUAUCCCAGCACGCAGCCGAUGAGAACAACAUCUUUUUGUCAACGCUGAAUCUUGUCCUUGCUCUCGGUUGCAAGUUCAGCAACCUCAUUCCAGACAAACAAAAAUCCUCUGUGGGAGAUGACUUCUACAAGAAAUCUCGUCAACUGUUCAUAUUUGAUGCGCUAGACUCGGCGUCCCUGCCUUUGGUGCAGCUUCUCGUGUUGAACGGGGUUUACCUUCAGUCUACACCAUAUGCGAACCGUUGCUGGAACGCAAUAGGCCUUGCCAUUCGCGUGGCCCAGAGCCUUGGGCUACACCUGGAAGCAAGAGUCAGCCAGAACAGUUCGCAGGUAGAGCGGGAAAUGAUGAGGCGCGUUUGGCAUUCUUGUGUUAACUUGGAUCGUUUGCUUGCCAUGACGUUUGGGCGGCCAACGAUGGUCCAGAGGCCAAACAGUCUUGCUUUGCCUGCCAUGGUUGAUGACGAAUAUCUAAGCGAUACAGGCCCCCCAGGGAAGCAACCUUCGGGAAUGCCAUCGCGCUUUGGCUUAUUUGUGUCAUCUUGUACGCUUUUAGAGCUACUUGAAGAGGUAUUGGCAUCUUUGUCUAGACACGAGCCAGUGACCAAAAACAUGCAGAGCAAAGGUGAAGCCAAAAUUCAACAGGGUGAAAUCUUGACUUGCAUUCUGAGUUUGAACCGUCGUCUAAACGAAUUCGCAAGCACUAUUCCUGCAUAUUUGAAGUUGUCUGAUAAGGAGAUAACGCCCACCUCGUCUGUUAACCAUGUUGCGUUACAGCAACACGUCUUGCAUUGCCGGUUCUUACUUACGCGGCUGUUGCUUCUUCGUCCUCUGCUUUUGAGCACAAUCAUUGGAGAGAAGAUAUCUCCGAUAGACGCCCUAGACAGCAUUGGGCAGCCGCUUCUGGAUCAUGCAGUGAUCCAGCAGUGUUGCGAGCUCUGUCUACAGACAGCGUACGGCCUAGUCGACACGCUGUAUUGGAACCUGGGCACCUUAUAUCGCACUUCGGGGUGGCAUACCGUUUACUUUACAUUUUCUGCCACGAUCGUCCUGCUCGCUUCUUUGAAAUGUGAACUUCUUGACCUCCAGCCGGGAGACAAGGCAUUUCGAACUUGCUGGUCCCGUUCCUUGUCUAUUUUGAAGCACUACGAACAUCAGGUGCAUUCGGCGUCGCAUGCAAUUCACUCAUUAACCGAGAUCAGACGUCGCGUUUUCCAGACUACCGGCUCAGCGCUCAACCCCAAAGUGGGAGAACUUUCACCUACACCUCCUGUGGACAAUAACUUGGUUGCUCUCUUUGACGCACAUUCUUUUGACAUAUCCUCGAGUGGUGAUGCCUCCUCCACUUGUGAUCCUAUUACUGAGAACUUUCUAGCCACUGACCUCAUGCAUGCUGAAUGGCUGGAUUUCUUCACAUGA